AACAAGCCCUUGGAGUGGUCAUAGUUCCGCACUGUAAUAGAUUAAGGAGUAUAUACCUUGUAUCAUGGAUUUUUAAGUAGUUGAUAAAACUGAAGCGGUGAUCAUUUAGAUCCGCAGGAUUGUUAUUAAAUCAAUAAUUUUCUUGUAUUUGGGAUACAAUGUUACUAAAAUUAAGUAGCUAACAUUUCGGUGUCAUCAAAACGCCACCAGAGGAGGCGAAGAAAAUUGGGUUAAGGAAAACCCUUUUUUCGUGAGUGCUCGGAAACAAGUGGCGUCCUGCUUAGAGGAAAUGGAUGUCAAGUGACAUAAUUCUAGGCCUGCUUCGAUCGAAUUGGGUACUCCGAUGGGGUGGUGAUUUUAGUGUGUGUGCGAGUGUUCCUGCGUUCCGAUGCAGGGUGGAAAAGCGCUUCUGUUGUGAUGGGAAAAUCUAGUUUACGAAAAGUGAAAAAAUAAUAAACCAAAGCUGAUUUGUGAAAUUGGAUUAUUUUUCAAGAACGACAACGUGUUGCGAGCGGUGAGCUAUUGAAAACCUCCUGUUUGCAGCAUUCAUCACUUCGUUCGCCGGGGGAAUUGGCCACAGAACGACACAUUCGUAUGCAUAUGUAGGUGAUUAGUUGCCGGGACGAUUGCCAUCGGCCGCAAGCCUUAUCAAUAAUUCUCCCACACACCAAUCUGUGGGAUCGAUGCCAAAUUCAAUCCAACGCCGGUCUGCACGCUCGAGAGGGCGGCUGUUGGUCGAAAGGACCUAGACAAAAAGGUGUCUAUCAUCGAACGGAUCGAAGCAACCAGAAGGAAAAAAUCACUCAUUGUGUCACAUUUCAGCAAGCGCUGCUUUUUGCCAUUCCUCCUGAGCAGAUUGGAAACGAGUCAAUAUAUUGAGUGAGUCGGAAAUGAUACAUAAAUUCCGGUGAGCUGCUUUGUGUUUGGGAAGUGAAAAAGUCAUGAACGACAUCGACCGGCUGGAACGGGGUGGUACAGGCAGGAAAACUCGUGCCGUAUGUGACGAAGGUGUGGCUGGUAACAUCAGCAGCAGCAGCCACUAGUGUGAGGUGCUAGUUGUGUUGAUAGGAAGCGGUUAUUGCUGUUGUUAUUGUUGGUUGUGUUUACAUUUGUUUUAAUACCCCCGUGAGCCGGUAAGCAGCAGCGCAGCAUCUGCCGCAACGAUGCAUCUACAUUUUGAGAAAAGCACCAACACCAAGUGCGACUGCUCGAUCCUGUCGCUCUCCUGGAUGGGAAAGGUUCCUGACGAUAUCCCGGAGGAGGAAGGCUGGAAGUUGAAUCGCACCAACUACUAUCAGGAGGGCUGGCUGGCGACCGGCAACGUGCGAGGUAUAGUCGGAGUUACCUUCACCACGUCCCAUUGCAAAAAGAGUGUCGAUUACCCGCUGCGGACAAACUACAACCUGCGGGGACAUCGAUCCGACGUACGGGUAAUUCUGGUGAAAUGGAACGAGCCAUACCAGAAGCUAGCUAGCUGUGACAGCUCCGGUAUUAUCUUCGUCUGGAUCAAGUACGAGGGCCGAUGGAGUGUGGAACUGAUAAACGACAGAAACACGCCGGUAACGCAUUUUUCCUGGUCGCACGAUGGUCGUAUGGCACUAAUAUGCUACCAGGAUGGUUUCGUAUUGGUUGGCUCUGUUGCCGGUCAACGGUACUGGUCGUCGAUGCUCAAUCUGGACGCUACAAUCACUUGUGGCAUCUGGACACCCGAUGACCAGCAGGUCUAUUUCGGUACCACUCAGGGUCAGAUUAUUGUGAUGGAUGUGCACGGUGCUAUGGUGUCUCAGGUGCAGUUGUGCUCGGAGGUUGGCAUCACUGCGAUGGCAUGGUCCUGCGAAAAGUUCAAAAUGGAAGAAGGCGAAGACACUGAACCGGGCGUAACGAAUGCUUCCAAACGAUCUUUUGUGCUAGCGGUGAGUUUUCAGAACGGAUACAUCUACCUACUGAAGUCGUAUGAUGAUAUUUCGCCUUGUCAUAUUCAUACCGGAAUGAACGGAGCGUUGGGCAUCGUGAUGGAAUGGAGUAACUCAAGGGAAUUACUCGCAGUAGCUGGUAGUGAAAUCGUUCCCGCUUCGGACUUGGUCGAUGCGCACGGAACGCAAGUCUAUAAUAAUAUGUUGAAAUUUUACACUGAAUCAGGAACUCUGUUGUACUCAGCAAAGGUUCCUUGUAACACGACACCUGUAACGGCUCUGACUUGGGGUCAUAACGACAAACGAAUCUUCAUUGCUACCGGAACUCAAGUUCAUAUUGCAUGGGUUUCUCGACGGGUUGCCUCACUGCAACUGUUUUGUCGCUUGCAAGUGCAAGCGUCGCUAAGUUCAGAGGCGAUGUUACCAAAAUUACCACUUCCUGGACGAAUAAAGGCGUUAAUUGGCAAUUUGUUUGCACAAACAAUCAGAUGUUGUGUUCCGGAUCUGAAGUCGCUGCGAGAGUUCGUGUCUCGGCCUCCAAUUUGUUCCACCCGUCUUCACUGCACAAUGAUUCGACACGACGACGACGCCAACCAGAGUUCCGGCACCUGCUACACGCUCUAUCUCGAGUUUCUUGGUGGGCUGGUUCCGUUGCUAAAGGGUAAACGAACAUCCAAAAUUCGGCCAGAGUUUGUAAUUUUUGAUCCCCAGGUUGAUGAAAUAUCCAGUUUUUGUAUGUAUUCGUCCGAUUCGACGACCACCAGCACCACCAAGAGUUCAUCGGCGUCGAGUCACUCCACUACUGGUACCAAUGGACGCUCGGAAAGUUCGGAAAGCGACGUGGAUGAUGGUUGCCGUUCUCCAAGACUAUCCAGAAAACGAAAGGCUCGUACGAAAAAGCGUCAUCCAAGCAGUAGCGAUCGAUCACCGAACCAAAACUCCGACAGUGCGGAAACAAACGAAGACUUGGCAUACCUCGACACUCUACCUGAACAUGUUAAACUGGUGGAAGUCACAUCCAACAUCUGGGGUACGAAGUUUAAAAUCCACGGCCUGGCGAAGACUCUGCCGGCAAAUCUCGGCCAGGUUACGUACAAAACCUCGUUACUUCAUCUGCAGCCUCGUCAAAUGACGCUGGUAGUAACGGAACUGCGGGACGACUUUCCGACCGGACCCGAUCCGAGCUUCAACCCGAAUAUUUUCUCCGAAGAUGAAGAGGAACACAACCAAGCACAGGCUCCCUCCGGAGCGCGUAAGCUUGGCGAGGCUGCACCUCCGAUUGCUCCAAUGUCGCCACGACCGAACCGAUUUCCGUCGCGUCCUCGACGCCAAACUCCAUCUUCUUUGGCUUCCGCUUCAAAUUCACGUCCCACAUUGCCACAGCUUGGACCACUGGCCCGUGCCGAAUCCUACGAAGACGACACGGAUGGCGCCGAUUCCGGUGAGCCCUCCCGACCGGUGGCUACGCCUCCCCGCCAAGGGAUCAGCUAUUCUAGCUUAGUUAGCCAAUGCAGUAGACCUUCCUCGGCUUCUAGUAGUCAAUCUCGCGUUGCCAUCUCACCACUAUACUGUGAAGGUUCCGUUCCAACUCUCCAGUCGCCGAAAAAUGCUGUUGCACCAAGCGACAUUAUAUUCGACCGACCACCGGCCGGUCAGACAACUUUGAUGAGCUAUUCCAGUAACACCGAUUACGUAAAUAAUGUUGUUCAGGUGAAAAAUGCUUUGAUGUCUUCGGACCACAAUCGAGUGAACAACCAGUCGCAUGUUAAUCCGGUUCCGCUGAACCUCAAUCUCAAUCUCGAACGAAUGGAAGCCAAAGCUAGUACCAGUAGAGAUCUAACACAUUCCACUCCAAGCAGCAGCAAACAGGUAGUUUCUAGAAAGCAGAAUCUAAAGUUUAUUGACGAGGAAACACCAACCAACGCAAACACCCCGACAGUACCGGAACCAAGUACAAGCGGCGUCGCAACCAGUAGUAAUCCAAGCAGACCCGAGUCCGGUAUGAAGCGAACCCCAACUGUAGUUUCGAUGACACCGGUAGUGGCUAGCGGAAUCCCGGAAUCCAUCACGCGCAGCUGUAGUGUAGGCUAUCUAGACAAUAUAGAAAUAGUUCCCAGCGAUGCCGUAUUAUCGAUGAUGCGUAAAGAAACCCCCUACAAGCGGCUGGUUCUGGUGGAUAAAAAACGCCAAAAAAAGUACAAGAAAAAUUUUGACGACCUGAAGAAGGCUCGCCUGCGACAGGACUGCAAGUCUAAAAGUCUAGAUUCUUGUGAUAUCCUGCAGGACUCGCCAAAUCUAAACCGUGAUCUGAUCAAUCUUUUCCGACAGAUGCCCAAAGUGAACGAACUAUCAGAGAACGAGACUGAAUACUCAUCUUCCGAUCAGAUCGAGCGAAUGCGUCCUGCACUGGCCGGUGCUGCCACGAGCAGCUCCACCAAGCGUCGCCCUUCGGUGAAGUUUCCUGGGGUUACUGGAGCCGGCCAGCCGAUAUCUAGGACACCCAUCUUGAACCGCAAGGAAAAGCCAAAAAGUUGCGCCAUCUGCAAGGCGAUCUCACCGACGGUCAAUUCUACGGAAUCGGUGUGCGUCAAGUGUCGCAAAAGCGGCAAUGCUCAAUGUUCGUCGUCGGUUGUUGAUAGGGAAAACAAUAGCUUAGAGGAGCAGCAGAAUCACAUCUAUGUGGACAUAGUUAGCACGAAACCGCCGCAGGUUCCUCCGAAAUCGAAACGAUCCAUUCUGGAGCAGUACAUUAGUUCGGCUUACAGUAACAACGGGGACUUGGUGUUGAAGGAAGUUCCCAAUGGACCUGGUUGUAGUAAGAGCUUAUUCGAUAGGAAAAAUAACAAUGCUAGUAAUAGUAACAACAACAACAACAAUGGCAGCAGUAGCAACGGUGAGGGUAAUGGUACUUGUACUACGCCCAAGUCGAAAAUUCGGAAAAACUUCGAAAUCGUGACUAGUUUCACGGACAGUCCACUGUUCAGCCGGAGGCAUCGUUCGUUGAAUCGAAGCGAUUCCUCUAAGCUUCAGAGUGAAAACAGUACACCGGUUAUGGGCCGAAAAGCGGAUGCCAAAGAGAGCAGCAGCGAUAGCCGAAAAGGUCGUAAAAAGGAAGAAUCUCCACGGCGGCAUCGUCGAAACGAGAGCUGUCCCGGACCCAGCAGUGAGAACAAUAACGGCGAUGGGCCUCCAUUGCAGCCAGUCGAAAUCACUCCCGUCGAGCAGAAAGCAUCGGUUUCGCUGCACGCGCAAGCCCUCACCACUUUGGAAAACAUUAUCAGCAGGUUGAGGGAUUUGGACGAAGGCAGACUGACGCCACCUUCUUCGCCGGCAAGUCAACGAAUGCCGCGAAGCUCCCCGGCAUCACCAGCACCGAGCAAAAAGAACAAACGACACCAAAGUGCAUCGCCGAUUCGGCACAUCCUAAACUCGCCGUUGUUGAACCGUCGCCAGCGGAAAAAACAGCAAGCCGAUAUCAGUUCGGACGAUGAAAAUCAAACCCAAAACCAGACCGACGACAGCAGCGGAGGAAGCGCGAGUAACAAGCAGUACCGGGAUCUGGAAACGUUUCAGAAGGCGCAACUUAGGCAAAAGCUGAAACGGGUCAAAAUAGAACCGAACGGUGUUGCGAAUUCCUCGCUGCCGCCAGCUCCGGUCAGGCGGGAGUUUGUGAUGCACAACAAGGCACCGAUGUGGAAUGAAAACAGUCAGGUUUAUCAGCUGGAUUUUGGAGGCCGUGUAACGCAGGAGUCUGCCAAAAAUUUUCAGAUCGAGUUUCGUGGCAAGCAGGUGAUGCAGUUCGGUCGUAUCGAUGGAAAUGCAUACACACUCGAUUUCCAGUAUCCAUUUUCGGCCCUGCAAGCAUUUGCGGUGGCUUUGGCAAAUGUUACACAACGAUUGAAGUGAAAUUUGCUGCACUCAUCACGACAGUAGGUAAUAGUGGGACGGGCUUGGGGGAAACAAUAAAACUUAAUUAAAUCAUUGACAUAUCACAUGCAAAGUUUCUGUUACUAUGACAGUUGCAGCCAAGUGUCUGCCUGCGGAUGCAGAAGUGUUUGAAUGUUAAACGUUGUGUGCACAGCUUAAAGCGAGAAUCAGACCAUUUUUCGGUUUCAAUCAUAUAUCGCGGUUGUUUUUCAACGCCAUGCUUAACGCGUUCGUUUCGUCGUCGUGUCAAUAGGAACAUUAUUCAUGAUCAAAAAAAAAAAAUACAUGCGUAAUCAGCUUUCCACAUAUCAUCUCGUUAGUCGUUGAUGAUCAUCAGUCGAUAAUUGUCGUACAGUAGAUGUAAAAGUUCAUGCUACUAAAGUAGUACUAACGGUGAGAAAGCUAAUGUAACCGCAGUUUUGUGGGUGGUUACUGCAUAGUGAACAAAAUUUGAAUUUGUACAUAUUUAUCGAUUCGAGGCGCCAAAUUAAUUCGAAAGUGACACUUUGAAUUAGAUGAGUUAUCGUCCGCGAAGCAGUCGCAUUCAUCGUGCAACGGACAGCAGCCAGAAAACUCCUAUUCCUAUAUUGUAUAUCAAAAUAUCGAAAACUAUGUUUACUAGAAGUGCACUCAAUGCGAGCCUGUUUCAGUUGAAAGCUAUUUGUCUAGUCAAAUUAUAAUCUCCCCGCAAUAUUAACUAUUUCUAGUCAUUUUCAGCGGAUAUUUUUCUCACGCAAACGUUCCUCUAGCAAACUAAGCUUAUCUUGUUCCCGUUCUUUCCUAUUUUGCGUUACUCGUUACUAUGAUAUGUUAAUUAUUGAUUUUCGUCUGUCACAGUUUUGUGCCAUUUUUCGGAUAUCCCGCAAACUGAAAUGAAAAGAAAAAUGAUAGCCGACUUAGCAUAAGUUUUUAGCCAGUUAAUACUAACUAACGUUAUUAGGUAACUAAAGGAAAUAAGACAAAAAUCACACACACACAUAUGAUGAAAUCCAUCCAUCGUUGGAAACCUUAGGCAAAUGCAAACAAAAAUCACCAAACUAAGUAGCAAGAAAAAAACACAGUGCUAACGUCCGUUUUAACUAGGGGGAAAAGCCAACCGACAGUGGAUUUUUUUUUGUGUAAAACUGAACGCCCAGUGCGCUCUACGAAACAGCCAAAGCUCUCUUUUUGAUAGACGAUUGAAGACGACGAUCAAAUUUGUGUAAUUCUUUUUGUAAUGUACUGUUUUUUACUUAAAAAUGACGGCAUCAAAUGAUUGUGUGAUUCCGCGGCAAAGAGACGAACAUUAGUGUGUAAUCGAAGCAAAAAUCAAGCUAGGAUAACAACAACCAGCCGGCUAUAUAUUUUGCCAGGAUUCCUUGCUGAACUCUAGGGUACAGUCACAGUAUGUUUCUUUUUCUAUUUAUUACUUAAACGAAACAAUAAUACCAAAGGCUUUUUCGGCCGGCGAACGAACGUUCUUUUUGUACCAGUUGCCGCCGCGACCGUUUAUAUAUAGGUAAUUGAAGCGAGUAGUUGUUUUUUGUCGGCGCGCGUUUAUCGUUAUGCAGAUCAAGAGCGAAGCAUGCAAACUAACUUACCGGUGAGAUUAAUUUUAGGCUAUACGCAGCACUAAUAUAAUUACUAGAGAAAAAAAAGAUACAAAAAAAAACGCUACAUACGCGGGCGCAGAUCUAAAUCCAUGCUUUCGAGAAGAAGAAACAGGAAAUCCGGCCGCUAACUACAUACCUAUAUCCGCAAAGUAAUAGCUAUCCUUAUGCUGAAUUCUGUGUGUUCACAUCAGUCACGAAAU
Molecule: messenger RNA, 7632 nt
Organism: Sabethes cyaneus
Lineage: Eukaryota; Metazoa; Arthropoda; Insecta; Diptera; Culicidae
Gene: Tusp
Product: tubby-related protein 4
Exons: 14
Coding region: 1164-5819 (1551 amino acids)
Molecular function (GO): protein binding
Source: RefSeq, a predicted model, not a curated record